AUGAAACACCGAUUCGUCGCUGCGACAUACCAUCAAAGUCUCCCGUCGGUGUUGGUCGUGAGGAUCUACAUUAUUCCAUAUGACCUCCCCGGCGUCCAGGGCCAGCUUCGGAUUCGAAAACAGCCUGUUCUUAAUCGUGCCCGGCGUUCGUUAAGACUUCUACUUAGCGUUGUGGAGCAAAGUGCGAUGGCGUGGGAUGGAAGUGCAUCUGAGGGAGUGCCAUUGUUUUCAACCGCUUCUGACUCCCGUACUCUAGCCGAAAUCUAUGGAGAACUUCCAUCGCCCAGCGUUUGCGAAAAUCCGACGAACAAUCAUGGUACAAUGGAAAUCUUGCGAGAGAGGCCAAUGGUUGCGCCCAACCGUGGCGGCGUACUGUGCGAGGAACUCGGCACCGGAAAAACUGUGAUGACCCUCACCCUCAUCAUGGCAACUUUGCAUCAGCUAUCAGCUCCAGAAGAAUCAAUCAUUGAUGUGCGCCCAGUCCUGACUCCACUAUCACUUCGAUAUUUUCCAUCAGCGGAGAUGUCGGCGGCGCGAAACCGUCUCAUGCGCUCCCGUCGUCAAAAAUCAACUAAUGUUCCCGCUCUUGGCGUUCCAUCUCUCCCUGAAUUGCUGUUGCAUCAAAUAUUUUCGAGCAACACCAAUUUCGGGCUCUUUUCCAGAGCAACAUACCAGUUUUACCAUCAUUACGAUACAGAGCCCAUCGACAAUGAACGUUUUCAGCGUCGUAAGGGUACUGCGGGGCCUCGUACCAUGUAUCUGACCUCUGCGAACCUUGAUCGUCGGUACCUUCUAAUCUCAUCAGCCAAUGGGAUCGGAGAAGUACACAAGCAUUGCGAGCGUGAGCUUAGAGCACUGGCAUCGGACUACGACAUCAUUCUUAUGACCUAUUCUCGGUUCACUGCGGAGAAUCUCGCGAAAGAUGUAUCAAAGCUACACUCAUGGAAAAUCUGCAAAUGUGAUGAAUUCCCAGGAACUAGGAUACCAAACUGUAGCUGCGAGAUCCCAAACGUCUCCCCGCUUUUACAAAUUAGAUGGAAGCGUCUCGUUAUCGAUGAAGGGCACGUCUCAGCAUCCAUGUCCACCACCCUGACGCCGUUCACAAAGCUCCUGAGCAUCGAACAUCGCUGGAUCGUCACCGGGACUCCAACUACGAAUCUUCUAGGACUCAAUUUCGGCGCAAAGACGGACGACAUACAGGAGCAGGAUGAUGAUGAAGGAGACGCGGAAUUUUGGGAACUUUUCAAAGAUCCAGAGGGAUCCGCUUCUCAAUCGCGUGAAGUUACACCUCCUACGAUGAAGCAAGCCAGGAUAUGGAACAAGUACGAUCGGGAGGACCUCCGGAAACUGGGGAAUAUGAUAACGCAUUUCGUCGAACUCACGUCACCUGAGCCUCUCAUGGAUCCGGAUGGACCUCGGCCCGGUGCGAUUGAAGUUUUGACGCAAGUUAUGAGUAUGGUGAUGGUACGACAUAGGGUUGAAGACGUCGAGGCUGAUGUUGUCCUGCCCCCCAUUAACAAGGAGGCUAUCUUUUUGGAUCUAGAUCCAUAUGCAGUGCGCUCGUAUAAUGCUUUGCAGGCGGCCAUUGCAAUCAACGCUGUGGACUCUGAACGACGAGAUCAAAACUCGGAUUUGCUCCAGGAGCUCGUUUCGAAUAUGACACAGAUCAUGUUCUGGUCUGUUGACGAGCAUCUGUACAACGCCGACGAGAUCAUGACAAGGCCAAAGGUUCACAUAGAAACUGCGAUCAACCGCAAUGCGUCCCAAGAAGAUUUGGAGCUGAUCACUCAGGCGAUAGAGCACAUCCAGCUAGCAGCGGACGAUAAGACAUGGAGAAAUAUCCAAGAUCACGUCGAGAGAUGGACGCGUAUACCCGGAGUCCAGAGUCAGGAUGGCAGCCAUAAUACCUUCGCUGGCCUUAUGCACCCGGAUAGGCUGGUCACGAUGAGAAACACCAUCUCUCAGCAGCCUCUCAUCACGGUAGGACGUAUGCUCGAGCUUGGAACCGCCAUCGCCGAAAGGGAUCACGCUAAGCAGCUCUUGUUCACCGAAUCGACAAAGAAAAUGGAUCUUCGCAAGCGCAAGGCUAGCCGGCUGCAUGAGGAUGCCAAGAAAGCGGCGUCUCCAGAGAAGUUGAGAGAGAUGAAGAAGGAACUGGAUGCGGCGCUGUCAAGACUUGAGCGCUUAGAGAAAGAGGAUGCUGAUCCAUUAGACGCGGGUCCUCGAACCCUUCCUGAAGUACCAUCAGUACUCCUUUCGCGCUCGCCCUUUCGACAUAUCCGGAUUAAAGAUUCGGCGUCAAGUAAACUCAAUUACAUUAUCAACGAGGUGCUUCGAUACGCGCAGAAUGAGAAAUUCUUAAUCUUUUCGGAUUCGGCUUUGACUUUAGCUCAUGUUGCCGACGCUCUCGAUCUUUUGCAGGUCAAGUAUCUGCGCUUCAUGUCUCAUGUGCCCACGCAAGUUCGUGAGCAGUUUGUCUUGACCUUUGAGACCUCGGAGACGUACCGAGUAUUCCUCAUGGAAUUGAAGCAUGGAGCUCGUGGGCUAAACCUUGUAUCCGCGUCGCGAGUCAUUUUCUGUGAGCCUGUGUGGCAGCCCGAUGUCGAAAGUCAGGCAAUCAAACGUGCUCAUCGGAUUGGACAGACUAAGCAUAUAUCAGUCAAGACGUUGGCGAUUCGUAAUACUGCUGAAGAAAAUAUGAAUCCGCGGUUCAUUACGGAGCGGCCAAAGUUUCUACCGUCUGUGGAGUUUCCUCUGUUCAAUAUCCCGACACAGGACCCGGCAGGGUUAGAUCCCGAUGCCGUUAUGGUAGGAAUGGAUCUACGACAGGAUACAGUGACGCCACCCGCGUCAAUACCAGCAAAAAGGAAGGCCCGGGCAUUUAGUCCGCUACCCUCUGAGCCAGUUGAAGGUGUUAUUCAGAGUGACAUAUCUGUCGCUGGUGUGUUUAGGCCUCCUCUCCCGAAAAAGAAAAAGAAAGGCGUGCGAUUCGAAGCCAGCUAG
This is a messenger RNA of Desarmillaria tabescens, 3003 nucleotides long. RefSeq lists its product as uncharacterized. The transcript has 19 exons. The record is from RefSeq and is a predicted model, not a curated record. Bases 1 to 3003 code for a protein of 1000 amino acids. Gene Ontology annotation, biological process: DNA repair. Gene Ontology annotation, cellular component: nucleus. Gene Ontology annotation, molecular function: ATP-dependent chromatin remodeler activity; ATP binding. Lineage: Eukaryota; Fungi; Basidiomycota; Agaricomycetes; Agaricales; Physalacriaceae.